Mangifera indica (mango) is the source of this 1999-nucleotide messenger RNA. RefSeq lists its product as uncharacterized. The record is from RefSeq and is a predicted model, not a curated record. NCBI's taxonomy places the organism in Eukaryota, Viridiplantae, Streptophyta, Magnoliopsida, Sapindales, Anacardiaceae. Bases 220 to 1686 code for a protein of 488 amino acids. The transcript is spliced from 3 exons.
ACUUGAGCAAACAAAUAGAAACCGAUUGGCAUGGGUGGGUCCGUACCGUCCGUUCAGCUGACGUGUCAAAAAGUUAAGUGAGGAUUGGAUGCAAACUGUAGGAUAACGACUGGAGGGAAACAGGAGCCAAACAGAGAAACCAGAGUUGAUCUACGUUUUUGAGAUCGAAAUCGAAGCGUAGAUGUUAACGCAAUUUCGUUUCAUGUUUCGAAAUCAAAGAUGAGUAGUGUAAACAACAACAACAACAACAGUGUCGACACCGUUACCGCCGCCGCAACCGCCAUAGUUUCGGCUGAGUCUCGUCCCCAGCCCGCCGCCGUCGUCCAGAAAAGAAGAUGGGGCAGCUGCUGGAGCCUUUACUGGUGUUUUGGGUCUCAUAAGAGUAGCAAGCGGAUUAGCCAUGCUGUCCUUGUUCCUGAACCAGUUGAAACUGGAGCUGCAGCCCCAGUUGCUGAAAAUCUGAUCCACUCAACUGCCAUUGUCCUUCCCUUUAUUGCUCCUCCCUCUUCGCCUGCAUCUUUCCUUCAAUCUGAUCCUCCAUCUGCCACCCAAUCGCCUGCUGGAUUGCUGUCCCUUACUUCCCUCUCUAUCAAUGCCUACUCUCCUGGUGGACCUAGAUCCAUUUUUGCCAUAGGUCCUUAUGCACAUGAAACCCAGCUAGUCACACCACCUGCAUUUUCUGCGUUCACUACUGGACCAUCUACUGCUCUUUGCACUCCCCCACCUGAAUCUGUUCAACUGACAACACCUUCAUCCCCUGAAGUGCCAUUUGCUGAACUCCUGACAUCUUCACUGGAACGUGCUCGACAAAACAGUGGGACCAAUCAGAAAUUUUCAUUAUCUCAUUACGAAUUUCAGUCAUAUCAGCUGUACCCAGGAAGCCCAGGUGGUCAACUCAUAUCUCCAGGCUCAGCUAUAUCUAAUUCUGGCACUUCUUCUCCUUUCCCAGAUAGGUGGCCUAUUAUUGAGUUCUAUAUGGGGGAAGCUCCCAAAGGCUUCGAACAUUUUACUACUCAGAAAUGGGGUUCGAGGCUAGGCUCUGGAUCUCUGACUCCAGAUGGUGUGGGGCUUGGUUCAAGGUUAGGUUCAGGAUCUUUGACGCCUGAUGGUGUGGGGCUUGGUUCAAGGCUAGGUUCAGGAUCUUUGACGCCUGAUGGUGUGGGGCCUGCCUCUCAGGAUGGAUUUCUUUUGGAGAAUCAGAUUUCUGAGGUAGUGUCAAGUGCCAAUUUGGAGAAAAAAUCUAAAAAUGAAGAACAUAUAAUUGAUCACAGAGUAUCAUUUGAGCUUAGUGGUGAAGAAGUUGCACGUUGUCUUGCUAAUAUAUCAGUUUCAUCACCAAGAAUUAUAUCCGAGUGUCCAUCAGACAUAGUGGCAGAGUGCCAAAUACCAAGAGAAGGGAAAUUAAAAGAUAGCGAUAAUAGUUUUGAGCUGUAUUCUGCAGAUACUUCCAAUGAAAUACCUGAAAAAACUUUGGGAGAACUGGAAGAGGAGCAUUUUUUUCGAAAACAUCGAUCAAUCACUCUUGGGUCAAUCAAAGAGUUCAACUUUGACAACACAGAAGGAGAAGUUUCUGAUAAGCCCUUGAUCAGCUCUGAGUGGUGGGCCAAUGAGAAGGUUGAUGGAAAGGAAUCUACACCUUCCAACAACUGGACUUUCUUCCCAGUGCUGCAAUCAGAGGUUUCCUGAAAGUUAAAUUCAAAUAUAGAUUCCGGUACUAAAAGCAGCUAGCCUAAUGGAUGUAACUCUGUAGGUUAUGCCAUCUUUUUAGUACGGCUUGGCAGUUGUUGAUCUACUGCUAAGGUGAGAGGGCUCUGUCUAAUCCCUUAUGCAUAGAGAAAAGUAGUUUGUAGGGAUGAAUAGUUUGGGUUUUGUUAGAGCAUUCUUUUAAUAUUUCUUUUCUUGAUGUUAUACAAAAAAUCGCAUCCACAUAUAGGUGUUGAAUUAGGGAUUAUUUUUUCCUGUUAUGUAUAAUAAGGAGAAAUAUUAUUUUCUGCUUUAA